This is a messenger RNA of Bombina bombina (fire-bellied toad), 6681 nucleotides long. It is a transcript of the gene TCF4, whose product is annotated as transcription factor 4. The record is from RefSeq and is a predicted model, not a curated record. Gene Ontology annotation, biological process: regulation of transcription by RNA polymerase II. Bases 311 to 2350 code for a protein of 679 amino acids. Gene Ontology annotation, cellular component: transcription regulator complex. The transcript is spliced from 21 exons. Lineage: Eukaryota; Metazoa; Chordata; Amphibia; Anura; Bombinatoridae. Gene Ontology annotation, molecular function: RNA polymerase II cis-regulatory region sequence-specific DNA binding; DNA-binding transcription factor activity, RNA polymerase II-specific; protein dimerization activity.
CCUCAGCCUGCACUUGCUGUGUGAUAGCUCUCUUCUUCUCACCACUCCCACCUCAGCACUGAGAGCAGCGCACUAGCCAGGCUCAGGAGCAGAGCAAGCACUCAGCUGGCCGGGGAUCACUUCUAGCUUCACCUGGUGCCGUCUGGGGUCACUUCCAGCUGCAAUCCUAAACUUGGGUGGACAUCACAAGUUUGGGGGGGAGGCUUGUCCCCUUUGCUCCCCCCCUAUUGUUUGUGCCUCUGCCUGGCACCAAUCACAUCGGCAGGAGGGACCUAGAGAGGAGGAGCCGGUAGACCUUGCCUUGCGAACCAUGUUUUCCCCUCCUGUCAGCAGUGGGAAAAAUGGACCAACUUCGCUGGCAAGUGGACAUUUUACUGGCUCAAAUGUAGAAGACAGAAGUCACUCAGGGUCCUGGGGGAACAGUAACCAUCCGAGUCCCUCCAGAAAGCUGUCAUGCAGUGUGCAAGCCAGUGUGCAUAGCCAUCCACCCCGGAGGUGGCUGCAUAAUUAUGGGGAUGGUGCUCACUAUGAACAUAUGACCAGCAGGGACAUGAGCUCACAUUCACAUGACAAUCUAUCGCCACCGUUUGUCAAUUCAAGAUUACAAAGUAAAUCAGAAAGAGGUUCAUACUCAUGUUAUGGAAGAGAUUCUGAGUUGCAGGGCUGUCAUCAGCAAAGCCUUCUUGGAGGCGAAAUGGACAUCAGCAAUUCGGGAUCCCUCUCACCCACAAAACCUGGAUCACAGUACUAUCCGUAUUCUAGCAAUAACACCCGAAGGAGGCCUUUCCACAGCAGCUCAAUGGAAGUGCAAGCAAAGAAAGUUAGAAAAGUUCCCCCAGGAUUACCUUCCUCAGUCUAUGCCCCAUCAGCAAGCACUGCCGAUUACAAUAGAGAAUCACCAGGUUAUCCAUCAUCAAAGCCAGCCGCCAGCACGUUUCCUAGUUCCUUCUUCAUGCAAGAUGGUCACCAUACCAGUGAUCCUUGGAGUUCAUCUAGCGGAAUGAACCAGGCUGGUUAUGGGGGAAUGUUAGGAAAUUCCUCUCAUAUUCCACAAUCAAGCAGCUAUUGCAACCUGCAUCCUCAUGAUCGCUUAAGCUACCCAUCACACUCAUCAACAGAUAUCAAUUCAAGUCUUCCGCCAAUGUCCACUUUUCAUCGCAGCAGUACGAAUCAUUAUAGUUCCUCAUCUUGUACACCACCAGCCAAUGGAACAGACAGCAUUAUGACGAGCAGAGGAAGCGGGGGUGCAGGGAGUUCGCAGACCGGCGAUGCACUUGGGAAAGCACUUGCAUCUAUUUAUUCUCCAGAUCACACCAACAACAGUUUCUCAUCAAACCCUUCAACUCCUGUUGGUUCCCCACCUUCUCUAUCAGCAAGCACAGCUGUUUGGUCAAGAAAUGGAGGACAGACUUCCUCGUCUCCUAACUAUGAAGGCCCUUUACAUUCCCUGCAAAGUCGAAUUGAGGACAGAUUGGAAAGACUAGAUGAUGCAAUUCAUGUUUUACGGAACCAUGCUGUAGGGCCUUCAACAGCAAUGCCGGGCAACCACAGUGAUAUGCACGGAUUAAUAGGACCAUCUCACAACGGAGCCAUGGGAGGCCUUGGGUCAGGAUAUGGAACUGGCCUUUUAUCAGCAAACAGACAUUCUCUAAUGGUUGGAGCACAUCGUGAAGAUGGUGUCAGUCUUCGAGGAAGCCACUCUCUUGUGCCAAACCAGGUUUCAGUCCCACAGUUACCGGUCCAGUCUGCUACAUCACCAGACUUAAAUCCUCCACAAGAUCCAUAUAGGGGAAUACCAACUGGGCUUCAAGGGCAGAAUAUGUCUCCGGGAAGUUCUGAAAUCAAGUCAGAUGAUGAAGGAGAUGAAAACCUCCAAGACUCAAAAUCUUCUGAUGACAAGAAAUUAGACGACGACAAGAAGGAUAUCAAAUCAAUUACGAGGUCAAGAUCUAGGACAGACUUCUCAAGCACUAUGGCUGACAGCAAUAAUGAUGAUGAAGAUUUGACACCAGAGCAGAAAGCGGAGAGGGAGAAGGAAAGGAGAAUGGCAAACAAUGCUCGUGAGCGUCUCCGUGUACGCGAUAUCAAUGAGGCGUUCAAGGAGCUAGGACGAAUGGUGCAGCUACACCUAAAGAGUGAUAAACCCCAGACAAAGCUCCUAAUACUACAUCAGGCUGUUGCCGUCAUCCUUAGUUUAGAACAGCAAGUACGAGAAAGGAAUUUAAACCCUAAAGCAGCAUGUCUGAAACGGAGAGAAGAAGAGAAAGUCUCAUCCGAUCCUUCCCCUUUAUCCUUGGCAGGACCCCAUGUUGGGAUGGGUGAUGCAUCAAAUCAUUUGGGACAAAUGUAAAAAGGUCCAAGCUUUUUGUGUUUCUUCGUUUAGACAAGAAGCCACUUCCUUAACAGAUGUAUUAUCUUAAAUCCACAUAAACAUUUAUCCUUUAUUCCUUUUUGUAAAAUAAGACAAAUCUGAAAAGUUACAGUAUGCAUCACAGACGCAAGCGGUUUCAGCAUUCCCGACACAAGAAAAUGCAACUUGUGGAAAACUCUUAACAUUUCAUACAGAAUGUUACAAAGUGUGUUGCAAGCUGUAAUAAGACUGAAUGGUAAUUUACUCCACGCUGUGGAAUAAUGCAUUUGUGCCUAAACUUAUUUUGAAAAAAACAAAAACAAAAAAAACCCACAAAAAAAUAUAAUUAAUUUGUAAGUCUGAAAAAAAUUAUUUAAUUUAAAAUUGUAAACUUGCAAUAAUGAAAAAGUGUACUUCUGGAGGACAAAAAAGAGACAGUUUUUGGUGGUGUUGUGUUUCGCUAGUGUUUAUACUUACUGGAUAGAAAAAGCGAAGCUUUGCUGCCCAGAUCUUUACAAAACCAGCAAUCGACUGAUUGAAAUUUAGUGACGACAUUAGCCAUUCCUUAGGGUAGGAGAAACAGAUGGAUAUUAUAGACCUAUGACAAAUAUAUAAAUAUAUAUAUAUGAAAAAUGUAGUGACUAUGGUAUGGUUAAUUUGUUUAAAAGCGGUUUUGCUCCUGUAUAAAUAAUAAUGAUUAACUUUUUUAAGAAAGACUUUACUGUAAAUAUGGAUUUUUUUUUUCUGUCCUUUUUUUCCCUCUUUUUGUUAUUGCAACUUGUAGUGUGAACUCUCUGCAUUGCAAGGUAUUGCGUAAUAAUAUGCAGAGCCCAGUGUUGCUUCUCAUUCAUUUAUUGAGUCUAUUGGGAAUGCAGGUUUGAAGUCACACCGUGUAAAUAUUACGAGUAGCAAAGACUGGCAUGUUGAAUUUGCCGUUGUGUAAAGCUGCUCAUCUGAGCACAUUCUGGGAUUUUUUUCAUAGGUACAAGGUCAGAACGCUACAAAAUGUUACCACUGUGCCUUCCAAUGUUUAUAUCAUCAUAAAAGCAACAUAAUCUAAGUGGCUGUGAUAUAGCUAAUUACUCUUGUGAUCUACAAAUGUAGCUAAAAGUAUGCAACAAGACGUUUCUGAUAAUGGUUGGAAUAUUUAAUAGAUGUGAAGUGGGAGAAUUUCAGUCAAGCUUGGUUGAAUCACUCUUGUUGCCUUAUCCUCGGGUUUUGUAAAAUGGCAUUUCCAAUCAUAAAUCAAUGUAAUGGCGAAUCUUAUAGGUUUGAAAACAUUACGUUGCAUUUUUCCUGAGGAGUACGGUAGCAACGUUUUCUUGAACCAGUAUGAAUGCAGUUUAUAAUUUAUCAUAAAUUUACAGUGUGGUAUUAUGUUCUAGCUCAACACAAAAGUGGGAUAUUGAAACUAAAUCCCACUGCAAAAUCUUAGAUGAUUGAAUUAUUUAUGCAAAAUAUUUUACAUGCAAUGCUUAUCAUGAAGUAAUUGUUUGACCCAUAUGAUCUCAAAUUCCAGAUUCCAUUUUCUAGCCACACAAAACAUGGCAUAUGUUUCUCUUGUUUAAGUAAAUUCUCCACAAUUAGCCGAAGAAGACACCAUAAAACGGUCUAAACGUCCAUCUGUUCUCCAAUUAUUAUAUACAUUAGAAAUGACAAUUGCAUUUGUAAAUUUUAUGCGACAAAUGGCAAACGUAUCAUUAUUUUGAAAUUGUGUAUGUAAAAGUUAUAUUUUUACAUGUAGACUAUUGUUAUUCUGUGUUUUAAUAUGUUGUAUCAGUUUCUUUUGUUAAAAAAAAAAUCUGUGUGGUUGACAAAAAAACUUUUAAAACAAAAUAGUGAGAUACAAUGAUAUGAAUUUUAUGUUCAUUUAAAGAAAAAAAAUCAAAAAGAACAAAUUUGAUAGUGACCCUAUAAUCAUUUGCAUAUUCAUAAACAGUUCAGUUUCUUCAUUUGUGUGAUGAAAGCCUGUAAAUAUGUUCAUUGUGGCAAACGAAAUGCUGUCAUAGGUUUUAUACAUUUUUAAAAUGUGGAGGUGGAUAUAAAUAGGAUGUAAAGUUAUUUUAGCUACUGUAAUUCAAGUCUUCUAAUACAAGAAUCAUAGGCAGAUAUGUCAGAUAAGUCAAACUAGUUAUCUUCUACGGGUGUCUUCAAUCAGAGGCACACCUAACUGCCCAAUCAUGUUGUGAUGUCACGGUGCAAAUGGAACAAAGAUAAAUUGGGAACAAAGUAAUAUUUGUCUAAGGGGUAUGCAAUAUAUCAUGUCUUGGCUAGAAUGACAUAUCUUUCUUAUGAAGUAUCAUUUUAUGAAUAUCAAUUUAUAUUCACCAUAAAGGAUGUAUAUUUUAUUAUAAAGCUUUCAGUUUUAUGUUUUUGUUUUGUUUGAGUCUAUCCAUAUAUUAUGGAAGAAAUAAAUGGCAGUUUAUUAUUUCUAUAUAGUUCUAAAGGACCAGAGAUCAUUUAUACAGAAACUUUUUUUUUUAUAGACUGGAAAACUUUUUAUUUUUAAUUUUUUUUAUUUUGAUGAAUUUGAACUGCCUGGCAUUGAUCUGUAGGGAAUAUGAUCACAAUAUGCACAUAAUCACAAAAUAAUACAAAUAUAACUAUAAGUAUGCACAGUAGUUUUAAAUCUAUUUAAAGAAAAAAAAGUGGUGCUUUCAUUUUCUAAAUCAAGUUUUUUGAGUGUUUUAUUAAAUCAACUUUGAAAUAUUGUAGUUUAGUUGUAGGGACUAACAUUGUCUUUACAUUUUUAUAUAAUCUAAAUUCAGAACAACUCCUUACCAAACAGUAUAAAACUAUUUGUGCAAUGUGUUGUGUUCAUGUAUUGCCUAGUUAUCUGAAACGUUAAAGUAAAAUUUGCCUUUUAACCUAUUUUUAGAGUUUCAUAUGUAUUUUGGUUACAUAGAUUUGGAAGGUUUUGUUUUUUGUUCAGCGCUAUAUGUAAAUGCUCAGCUAUUUUAAUAGGUAAGAUAUGUUAAAGUUGGAGCCUAGACUUCACUAGACUACAAUACCUUAAAGAUACCUGAAAGGGACUUUCUUUAUUUAUCCACCUCCACAUUCAAUUUGAUAAUGGGUUCAGAUAAUAAGCAUCUGUCCACAUAUGGAAAUUUCCAAAAUCACUUAAAUAUAAGAAAUACAAAUGGUUAGUACAAUUUUUUGUAAUCCAAACAGUAAUGCAACAAGUUCAGAUUCAGUCUUCCGAUUUAUUUGCUUUCACAUUUGAUUUCCUCUCCCUUGGAGGAAAAAAUAAUAUUAAUAACACUGUACCAGUCAGGCAGAAUACUAUCUAAAUUUGUUUUGCGCAGGAGCUUAAGUCCAUGGACCAGCAAAACGAACAAGCACAAAAAUAAAUAAAGGGGAAAUUGACUGGAACAAAACAUUUCAAUGUGUAAUAUGAAUUCCAGCAUACUGGAGUACCAGAAUUCUAUGCCUCCCUCAUUUCUAUUUCUCUUGUCUGUCUUUUUUAUUUUAUUUUUUCAUGGACUUGCAGUUGAUUCAUUUUUUUGUGCAGUGCUGGGUUGAUCUUAUUUGUUUCAAGUAUUAUAGAUAUAUGUAAUGGUGAAAAUAUAUGAACUGUGGCCUUUUUUUCAUUGUUACUUGUGAUGCAAUUAAGUGAAGAUAAGGAAAAAAAAUGAGAUUAACCAUGUAUCAGUGCCUGGCUUUUGUAUAAAGCUUCUUUUGUCUAGUGCUCUUUUGCUAUACAAAUAGACUCUAGUAUUCCCUGUUGCAUAAAGAAAACUAAGUUAAAAAGCAUAUUUGGCAUAUUUUUCACAAGAUCAAUCCUUUUUUACCAUGAAUAUUCCAAGAUUUAAAAAAAAAAAAGAAGAAUUUUUUUUUGGAAAUGUCCGAUUCUAAAUAUUUCUCUCUGUAGAUUUGCAAUCAUCGUAUGUCAAAGUUUAUUACUUUUAUUUUAAUAUUUAUAAGUUAAUAUUUACCAUUUGUUACUUAGAUAAAACUCUAUGCUAGUUUUUUUUUUUUUUUUUUUUUUUUACAUUUUUAAUUUGGUCGCAGAGGGGACAUAUUGUUUGCGACUGUACAACAAAAAUAAAAAAAUGACAAAAAAAGGGAAAAAAAGAAAAAAAAAGGCAAAAGAAAAAAAUAUGAACAGUUACACCUUGUUCUCAAUGUGUGGCUGAGUGCCUCGACUUUUUUCAUGUUUUUGGUGUGUUUCUGAUUUGUAGAAGUGUCCAAGCAGGUUGUGUGCUGGAGAUCCUUGGAGAAAAAAAAUGCACAGCUUUGUGUAAGCCAUUACCUGUUUCUCAUCUGUAGUUAAUUCAAUGCAGCCAUGUACAUAACCAUUCUGUAGCAAUAAAUGUGCCAUUUUUAUAAAA